Messenger RNA from Peromyscus eremicus (cactus mouse), 3375 nucleotides. RefSeq names its product TruB pseudouridine synthase family member 1 (gene Trub1). Gene Ontology annotation, molecular function: RNA binding; pseudouridine synthase activity. Gene Ontology annotation, cellular component: mitochondrion. Gene Ontology annotation, biological process: mRNA pseudouridine synthesis; tRNA modification. NCBI's taxonomy places the organism in Eukaryota, Metazoa, Chordata, Mammalia, Rodentia, Cricetidae. The record is from RefSeq and is a predicted model, not a curated record. The transcript is spliced from 8 exons. Bases 16 to 1038 code for a protein of 340 amino acids.
ACAGGCUGUGAAAGCAUGGCAGCUUCUGAGACAGAGGUGGUGUCCUCUCUGAUUGCAGACCCAGCCCCAGACGCUGCAGGAACGGCCGCGACCCCUGCAGCCGUAGCUGCAGCCACAGUGGUAGCGUCCCGGACCAAAUCGCAAGCUCAGGUCUCCAAAGCCGCCCUGGCUGCUAAGCUGAUGUCGCUCAGCGGCGUGUUCGCCGUGCACAAGCCCAAAGGGCCCACUUCAGCCGAGCUGCUGAAUCGGCUGAAGGAGAAGCUGCUGGCAGAAGCUGGAAUGCCAACUCCAGAAUGGAACAAGAGGCAAAAGCAGACAUUGAAAAUUGGACAUGGAGGGACACUGGACAGUGCUGCACAAGGUGUUCUGGUGGUUGGGAUUGGAAGAGGAACAAAAAUGUUGUCCAGUAUGUUGUCUGGGUCCAAGAGGUAUAUUGCCAUUGGAGAGCUGGGAAAAGCCACCGACACUCUAGAUGCUACCGGGAAGGUAACAGAUGAGAAGCCGUACGAUAAGAUUACACACAAAGAUAUUGAAGGCAUUCUGCAGAAGUUUACUGGGAAUAUAAUGCAAGUACCCCCACUCUAUUCUGCACUGAAGAAGGAUGGGCAAAGGCUUUCAACAUUAAUGAAGAGAGGUGAAGUCGUCGAGGCCAGACCUGCCAGGCUGGUGACUGUGUACAGCAUCUCCCUCCUGAGAUUCCAGCCACCGCUUUUCACUUUAGAUGUUGAAUGCGGAGGAGGCUUUUACAUCAGAAGCUUGGUCAGUGACAUUGGCAGAGAACUCUCUUCCUGUGCCAACGUGCUGGGACUGACCCGCACCAAACAGGGGCCAUUUACACUUGAAGAGCAUGCCCUCCCUGAAGACAGGUGGACCAUCGAUGACAUCGCACGGUCCCUGGAGCACUGCACAUCUCUUCUGCCAGAUGAACUGGCAUUUAAAAAAUCAAGAUCUGAGCAAUCCAGUGACCAGGCUUUAAGCUAUGAAUAUAUAACUCUCAGCGAGGCAAAGAGAGAAGAGGAUGCAAUCAAGACACUUUGAGACCGGCCAGGGAGGGUUGUUUCCUGGUUGGUGUGUGUACCUGACCCAGGAGUGGUCAUUUCUUUGCAAGAUGUCUUAGUGUCGCUGAAUGAUGAAUAUGAUUGGAUUCAGAUAAAUCAGCUUUCUGAAUUUGAUCUUUCCUUAGUCUUUUUCAUAUGAAAAAGUAAACAAUUUUCUAAUCACGGAAAACAAGUCGUCCUGUUAGUGUCACAGAAGCAAGUGGACUGUGUCACGUUGCUUUGUUUAAACUGCUGGGGGCUUCCACUGUUCUGGAAUUUUUUGAGUAUAUUUGAAGUGUUCAGUAUUGAACUGUCCUGUGUGUUUGCAGAGCUCAGGGCUGUUGUGAAGCGCUGUACUGAUGGGCUGUGUUUCUUAGAUCUUGAAAAUGAAUACGUUUUUCUAAUAAAUACUUGCAAAUGCCCAGACUUCUGCUCCUACUACUGAUAGAACGUAGUAGGUUAGUAUGUGUUUAGUCUUUCUCCUGUCUGGAACAGAGCUGGGCUCCUGUAGCUGUGUAUUGUGGCAGCUGUUUCUGUGGUCAGCCACAUCGUAUCAAAUAACUAAAAACGUGAGUUUUAGGAUAUAAACUAAAGAAUGUAUCUUGGAUUAAAUUCUGUCCUGCCUGCUCGUCAGUGCGUGUCUGUGUCUCCGUGACAUGGUUUCUGUAGUCACUUACUCCUUCAGGUGAUACUGUGGUGUGGAGAGCUCCUCAGCAACUCUCAAAGGCUGCCUUCAUGUAGCUUCAGGAAGCUCUCACCCCCUGUAAUAUGAUCCUGAGAAUGUGAUCACUUUUAAAAUAGCAAAUUCCAUGAAUGCCUAAUUUUUUUGUUAUGGAAUAUUUAUUUAUUCAUUUAUUUGUGUGUUUUGGGUUCUGGAGACAAGGUCACCUUAACUCGGGAUAGUGGAGCUGGAGAAGAGGCUCUGUGGUUAGGACUCGGUUCCUUAUCAGCAUACCUCAGAGGUUAGAUCGGAGCACCAACAUCAGGUGCCUCUACUACUCAAACCCAGAGCAGCUCAACACCCACUUCUGUCCUUGUGGGCACCUGUGAACACACAUGCCCCCAUGCACACACAGAUGAAAUAGUUACUUUAAAAGUUAUAUGGAUUAACCCAGGAUGACCUCACUCACUGUACAGUCAGGGCUCCUCCUAUCUCUACUCCCAAAUGCAGUGAUUACAGUAGUACACACUACAUCCUGUAGGGAUACAAUACACUGUGCAGCUUCGCCCAUAUGUAGAGACCACAGGCGUACACCGCUAUAUCACGUAGGGAUACAAUACACCGUGCAGCUUUGCCCACGUGUAGAGACCAUAGGCGUACACUGCUAUAUCAUAUAGGGAUACAAUACACUGUGCAGCUUUGCCCACGUGUAGAGGCCACAGGCGUACACCGCUAUAUUACUUGGGAUGUAAUACACUGUGCAGCUAUGACAACAUUCAGAUCUUCAUUUCCUAAAGUAUAUUUUCAAAAAGAUUUAUUAAACAUUUCAUAAAAUACAAGUUUUUAUACUUUUUGGAUUGCCAUUCUUUUUAAAGGUUGUUGCCUCAUGGUGCAACCUUUAAUCCCAGCACUCAGGAGGCAGGGACAGGUGGAUCUCUGUGAGUUCAAGGCCAGCCUGGUCUACAGAGUGAGUUCCAGGCCAGCCAGGACUAUGGAGUGAGACCCUGUAAGUCUGUAACUUUGCUCCUGUCUAGUUCUGUAAUUUGUGUAAGUAAACGUGGCAGUAGAUCCUGCCUGUUGGAACGGCACACGCUGCCUGUAAUCUGUCUUCACGAACAGCUGAAGUCCGAAUAGACCACACAUCUGAGGGAUUUCUUUUGUCUUUUCCAAUAUAACCUUUACACAUACACUCUUCUGAUAGGAAAGAGUAGACUGUAAAAAGGCAAGUAAGUUCUAGAAAUGGUAGCCAGUUUUUUCCUUUUGUUUGAAAAUGCUGAGGAAAAUUGUGCAAGUUAAAAAAAUUACCCAUAAUGUUCCCCAUCCUAAUGCAGCCAUUUUAGAUUUUAUUUUUAUAUUGUAUUUCUCUUUUUAUUUACAUAAUCCAGGCACCUAUGCUCUGAUUGACUUUUCAUGUGGUUUUUAUCUGACUGUGUUUAGUCUUGAUGAACUCAGUCCUGUUGGUACACACGUAAGUGCUUCUCAGUUUUCUUAGGACAGUUCUCAGAGUGUGGUUAUUGUAGGUAGUGCAGUAAGAACAGCCUACGGUUCCCUGGGUUGCCACAUUUACUGUCUCACCAUUUGGGAUUUUAUACAUUGUUGCUAAAGUUUCUCUGCUUUUGUGUGAUUUGUCUUUAUACUCUCUUCAUUUGUAUAAAUAAAUGUCUGGAUGGUUUCUUU